AUGAUGAGAAAGCGUGCUGAUGCUGCUGACCCGGUCCCUGAACUGGAACCUGAACCGGAGGCGGAGGAGGUUGAAGAAGAAGCACCUGCUAGAAGGAGCGCAAAGCGGAACUGUGUGUCUUUUCUCUUGAUGGCUGGUGUUACUCUUCCCAGGAUCUCGUCGAAGAGCUCUGGAGGCAUCCUCAGAUACUUCUGGGAGGCGUUGACAUCUUCGGUGGGGAGCUCCCAAGAUAAAAUGAUUGCUUUUGUUUCGGAGGACUUCUUUUCGUACCGUGGGCACAAACGUGCUCCAAAGCUGCCCGGCGUCCACGUUUUAUCCCUAGAAGGGAACGCAUGUCUCCCAACACCCUGUCUAAAUGGAGGUAUCGCUGAUCCUUGCACCCAACGAAACCCGUGCGUCAAUGGUGUCUGUCGUCCUAGUGGACAAGGGCAGUACGAAUGUGAAUGCCAAGAUCAUUAUGAGGGGAUCCAUUGUGAUGAACCAACUCUUCCUUUGGAGGUUUCUGUCCAUCCGUCAAGCCAGAUAGUCAACACCAAUGCUUAUGUGGAGCUGACAUGUAGUUUCAACAAUGCCAAGCGAUACCACUGGUACAAAGAUGAUGUCCUUUUGCCUAACAGUGGAAAUCAGAAUCCUUUGAUAAUCAUGUCUGUCACUCCAAGUGACAUCGGGUAUUACUUCUGCCGAGGCUCGGGGAGAAAUGAAGAAACUUUAGACACGAUGCGAGCAUCUGUAUAUGUCAAAGAUCUGACCAAUAUAAUAGUUUUGAACGCUAGAUUUGCCAUUCCAUUCAGCGAUGAGCUUCAUGACCAAACGUCUAAACUCUAUAAAGAAACGGCGCUCAACAUCAGCACCUAUGUGGAGCAAGGCGUCCGAACCAGUUCUGGUUUAAAGAGUCUAUCAGUUGUAUGCAGAGCCCUAAGACCAGGAAGCGUCAAAGCUGACAUGAAUAUCUACAUCGAGCGGACUAAUAUGACGGCAACGGAGACACAAGAUCUUAUUGGUCUAUCUCUUGACAGUCUAGCCAAUGAAUCGGAUGGUUUUCUCGAUUCAAACACCAUUUCAGUUCAAGAUAACGACGACAAGUUCGACAAGUCUCGCAUUCUCGGCUUAAACAAGAAGCCUUAG
Strongylocentrotus purpuratus (purple sea urchin) is the source of this 1125-nucleotide messenger RNA. RefSeq lists its product as uncharacterized. Bases 1 to 1125 code for a protein of 374 amino acids. The record is from RefSeq and is a predicted model, not a curated record. NCBI's taxonomy places the organism in Eukaryota, Metazoa, Echinodermata, Echinoidea, Camarodonta, Strongylocentrotidae. The transcript is spliced from 8 exons.